Messenger RNA from Pseudovirgaria hyperparasitica, 1470 nucleotides. Its product is annotated as amino acid transporter. The coding region runs from base 1 to 1470 and encodes 489 amino acids. The record is from RefSeq and is a predicted model, not a curated record. Gene Ontology annotation, molecular function: transmembrane transporter activity. Gene Ontology annotation, cellular component: membrane. Lineage: Eukaryota; Fungi; Ascomycota; Dothideomycetes; Acrospermales; Acrospermaceae. The transcript is spliced from 6 exons. Gene Ontology annotation, biological process: transmembrane transport.
AUGGCGCGUAUGGGCAAGACACAGGAGCUGAUAAGGAACUUUCGACCCCUUUCUGCUUUGGCCUUUGUAGUCAUCCUCCAAGGAACGUGGGAAGUACUUUUGGCUGCAUCUUAUCAAGGUCUGCAGAACGGAGGCCUCGCUGGCCUCAUCUGGUCGUAUAUUUGGACUUUUGUCGGAAUGCUGUUUGUUAAUGUCUCACUGGCGGAGAUGGCGUCAAUGGCACCCACUUCCGGAGGCCAGUAUCAUUGGGUGUCCGAAUUCGCGCCACCUCGAUUCCAGCGCUUUCUGAGUUAUCAGACAGGUUGGAUGUCCACACUAUCAUGGCAAGCCGGUACUGCCUCCGGACCAUUCCUAGUCGGCACAAUGAUUCAGUCGCUAGUUAUUGAAAAUAACGAAUCGUACUCACCUAGUAACUGGCAGGGAACGCUAAUAGUCAUUGCUAUUACUAUAAUGAUCUACUUCAUCAACGUAUAUGGCGUGAGGAUCAUGCCAAUGUUCCAGAACGUCAUGUUAGUUGUCCAUGUAUCUGGUUUUCUGAUCAUAAUGAUCGUGUUUUGGGUCCUCUCACCUAGAGUCCCUGCCAAGACAGUCUUUCUUGAGUUCACCAACUCUGGUGGUUGGGGCUCGAUAGGAGUCAGCUUGAUGGUUGGUCAGAUAUCAUCCCUCUAUGCGUGCAUCUGUGCUGAUGCAGCUGCGCACAUGUCUGAAGAAAUCGAAGAUGCCGGAGUCACAGUCCCUCGCGCUAUGAUGGGCUCAUACUUCGUCAACGGUGGUAUCGGCAUCGUCUUCCUCAUCUCCUUCCUCUUCACGAUCACAUCUGUUACAGACGCUCUCAAUGAGGACUAUCCGUUCAUCUUUGUCUUUCGCCAAACUGUCUCCGUUGCCGGCAUCAAUGGCCUCACCUCGAUCCUCAUAAUCCUGAUAUUCGCGGGCACAAUGUCUUACAAUCUAUCUACAUCGCGCCAGACAUGGGCCUUUGCGCGCGAUGGAGGUCUACCAUUCAGUGAAUUCAUCAGUGCUGUGCAUCCUACUAUGCAUGUACCGGUAAAUGCGGUCUUAAUUACAUGCGUACUCACGGCGGUGCUAUCACUCAUCAACAUUGGCUCUGAGGUGACAUUCAAUGCUAUAAUAUCGCUCAAUCUCGUCUCGCUCAUGAUCACAUAUACUAUUUCCAUCGGUUGCGUGCUCUACCGCCGCAUCACCGCGCCUGAAACUCUACCUCCUUGCCGCUGGAGCUUAGGUCACUGGGGCGUGCCGAUAAAUGCAAUCGCAGUCGCGUAUAGCACGGUUGCGUUUUUCUGGUGUUUCUGGCCGCCCCAAACGCCUGUGGAUAAAGAGACGUUUAACUGGGCCGUGGUAAUGUUCCUUGCUGUUGCGCUGUUGAGUACUGUAGAUUACGUGCGUCGCGCACGGAAGGUGUAUAAAGGGCCGGUUGUACUGGUGGAGCAGCAGCAUGAGUGCUCGAUGUGA